Molecule: messenger RNA, 1257 nt
Organism: Neltuma alba
Lineage: Eukaryota; Viridiplantae; Streptophyta; Magnoliopsida; Fabales; Fabaceae
Product: disease resistance protein RPS2-like
Exons: 2
Coding region: 1-1257 (418 amino acids)
Source: RefSeq, a predicted model, not a curated record
AUGUGCAUUACCACUGAAUCUUCGAAGCAGGCUAAUAGUGACUUAACAGUGGCAAUGGAUCUGAAUAUCAACACAACGGAUCACUUAUUGCCAUGGGAAGUUUUCUGUGCAAACAUCAGAAUUCCGAUUUUACCAUCAUCUAAUGCGCAGAGAAUGGCUGUGCGUAUAGUUAAAGAAUGCAGUGCUCAUCUUCUUGCCGGUGUCAUUGUGGCAAGAUCACUAAGGAAUGCAAAAUAUGUUUCACAAUGGGAACAUGCUCUGGUCAAAUUGAGUUCGCUUCAUCCUUCCUAUGACAUUGGCAUAUUUCGAGGCCAGAGCAGCGUGUUACAUAAAGCAUUCAUAAACUUCAUCUGGCAUGAUUUAUGUAAGACGCAGAAAUAUUGUCUUACAUCAUGUUUAUUCAUUUCUAAAUUUGGGAAGCCAGAAAAUAAGUUGAUAAAUUAUUGGAUUUCUUCUCGAUUAGUGGGUGCUGAAGAAGGAAAGCAUAAUCUAAUAGAGCUUGUGGAGCAUUUUGCCUUAUUUCAAUCAGAGGACACAAAGCCAAGGCACAUUCAAAUUCCACAAGACAUAUAUGAUAUCUUACAAUUACUAGACACUCAGAAUCCUUUGUUCAUGAAAAAAUCUGAGUUAGGGUUGGUUGAACCACCAAAAAGUGAGCCAUGGCAUAGUGCUAUAUAUAUUGACUUGGCGGACAAUAAGUUGUCUGAGUUACCUUUUUCCCCGACUUGCCAUGAACUCAAAGUGUUAAAGUUACACAACAAUGCUGAUUUGACAAAAAUCCCCCCUCAUUUCUUCUUUAAAAUGCCUCUGCUUUGCAUCUUGGAUUUGUCCUACACUAGCAUUAGAGAAUUACCGAAAUCCUUUUUUGAGUUGGAGCAACUUAGGGAACUCCAUAUGAAAUCUUGCGAAUGCUUCAUGAAACUAUCCUCAGAGGUUGGGAAAUUGAAGAAUCUAGAGAAGAUUGAUCUUGACAAGACUCAGAUUAUAUAUUUGCCAAAAGAGAUCCAGGAAUUGACCAGUCUCCAAAGUUUGACUCUUUGUUUGUAUGAGUAUCGUGGCAAGAAAAGUAAAGAAUAUAUGAGCUCAACAAUUAUUCCUUCUGGGGUGAUUUCAAAGCUUAGAGGCCUAAAACAUUUAAGCAUUGAUGUAAACCCCGAUGAUGAAAGAUGGGAAGAGAAUUUACAAGUCAUUCUACCAGAACUCUUGGCACACUACCCACAGCUGAAGAAAACUUUAAACAAAGCAAGUGCAGCAUAA